Molecule: messenger RNA, 842 nt
Organism: Eubalaena glacialis (North Atlantic right whale)
Lineage: Eukaryota; Metazoa; Chordata; Mammalia; Artiodactyla; Balaenidae
Gene: NME1
Product: NME/NM23 nucleoside diphosphate kinase 1
Exons: 6
Coding region: 195-653 (152 amino acids)
Biological process (GO): CTP biosynthetic process; UTP biosynthetic process; GTP biosynthetic process
Molecular function (GO): nucleoside diphosphate kinase activity
Source: RefSeq, a predicted model, not a curated record
CGAUCUGGGCAGAAGCGUUCCGCGAGGGCGGGUGCCGGGAACCACGAGGGGCGGGGUCGCGUUUGCGGUGCCGGUGGCAGCAGAAGGAGUUGAAGCCCAAGUAGCCGGAUUGGUGCAUGUUUCAUUCCAGCUGUAGCACAUUUCAACAGUCCGGCUUGCAGUAGGACAGCAGGAUCCCAGUGGAGAUUGAGACCAUGGCCAAUAGCGAGCGCACCUUCAUUGCCAUCAAGCCUGAUGGAGUCCAGCGGGGCCUUGUGGGAGAGAUCAUCAAGCGUUUUGAGCAGAAGGGAUUCCGCCUUGUUGCCAUGAAAUUCAUGCAGGCUUCUGAAGACCUUCUCAAGGAGCACUAUAUUGACCUGAAGGACCGUCCAUUCUUUGCUGGCCUGGUGAAAUACAUGCACUCAGGGCCAGUGGUUGCCAUGGUCUGGGAGGGGCUGAAUGUUGUGAAGACAGGUCGAGUGAUGCUUGGGGAGACCAACCCUGCGGACUCCAAGCCUGGGACCAUCCGUGGGGACUUCUGCAUCCAAGUUGGCAGGAACAUUAUCCAUGGCAGUGAUUCUGUGGAGAGUGCAGAGAAGGAGAUUGGCUUGUGGUUUCACCCUGAGGAACUGGUGAAUUACAAGAGCUGUGCUCAGAACUGGAUCUAUGAGUGACAUGGAAGCAGACUACAGUGCUUGUCCCACCCCAGUUCCCCUCCCUCUCAUGGGCGGGGGCCAGGUCAUAGCAAAUCUAGUUAUUUCUGAGAACUUGCUUUUCAUCUGGAGGGAAACUCUUGGAGCUGUGGAUGCUCCCUGUACAGUGUUAUGUGCUAUCUAUCAUCAGAUUAAAAUGUUUCAUCUCAA